UGCCGUUCGUCAGUGGCCCUAGCGGAGGCCGAGAAUCUCCUUUAUCGUCGUGGGGUGUAAGUCCAGGGGGAGAUCCUUACCAGGGUAGCGCUUCUUGUUCAUUUGUUGUUGGUUGUCCGCCGUCCAAAAGUCCACGCUUGCUGUGUGUCGACUACUUGCUGCGUCUCACACGCGAAGAACUUGCCAUUUACUCCUCUUUUCGUUCGUGUCUUCGCCCCAUUUCGGAGAUCCGGUGCAUCUUCAGCAAGCGCCCCGACAGCUCGUGCAGACCCACUCUGUCAUCCCUGGUCUGGCAUCUGGGUUGCAAUUUAGAGUCUAUAUCUGCGUCCGCAGCUGCAGUACGCCUGGCCUCUUCAACCUUCAGCAUAGAGCUGAUCUUUCUGUUACACAUACAUGGUAUAGACAGUUUCCAUAUUUUGCUACCAUGUCAAUCAGCGGGCCCUGCGUCUGGUUGUCCUCAUUGUCACCACCAUCUACUUCACAUCUUCCCGCCCUCAGCAACCAUUGGUCUACAGCUUCCUGGAAUAGCAGCGAGCAAGUUACGUCGAAACCGAGGGCUAUCCCGUCCCUCUUGCCCGGGCCGUGGGAGAGAGAAGGCGAGUCUACCAAGACGCCUUCGGCCGAUAUGCAAUCCGCUGGGAUCAAGGCUGAGAAUGCCUAUCCAGCCAUUGUUGCCGCCGGCUCAUCUAGCCCAGUCCGGCCCAUCGGUGGCAUAAUGUCCCAAGGUGAUUCGAUGAACCGCAAUACAGGCACGGAAACGGAGUCAUUGGUUCAGAUGGGGCAAAAGAAGAUCAACCAGAGCAAACCUCAAUUUUCACAACCAACUCAAGGAACCGAUGUUUCGCAAGUCGCAAAAAAGACGACGCCUGAGCUUAAACUCGAAGAGAUGCAGGACAGGGAGAAAGGAGAUGUAGAUGCGGCGAUGGCCUCCUCAGAUGAGGGCGCUGCGUCAUCCGAAAAUGGCGAUAAGAGGCAGUCAUCAGAUAAACAUGAUAAGAAGAAGAUGAAGCGAUUCCGACUGACCCAUAACCAAACCCGCUUCUUGAUGAGCGAAUUUACCCGUCAAGCACACCCCGACGCGGCUCACCGAGAACGCCUUUCUAAAGAGAUUCCUGGCCUGACGCCUCGGCAGGUCCAGGUUUGGUUUCAGAACAGGCGGGCAAAGCUCAAGCGACUUACAAGCAACGACCGGGAGCGGAUUCUGAAGUCUCGAGCAUUACCGGAUGACUUCGACACAACGCAAGUUCUACGAACGCCAUUUGAUCAUAGAACGACAUCAGAGGCACCUAUGUUGCUUACCGAUGGAAUUCCCCGAAAUGACGACGACUACGUGAUUUCGCCACUCAGCUCAGCCUCGACAACAAACGGGUUCACCUCAGCUGGGUCGGAUCGCCACUUCGACAGCUACACACACACGGCCGCCAUGGCGAAUCGGGCUGCUCACGCGCCACUGACGGAUUUGAACCGACAUAACCGCGGCGCCUUCCCAUUUUCGAGAUCUAGCAGCUUUUCCGAGGCUUCAUUCCAUAACGGACUUCACUAUCCGGGGCGCUACUCACGAUCCGGUGUCGAGCCGCUGGUUCACCCGAGUAUGGCAUACGGCCGUCGCCCGAUGGAGUAUGGUAUCAACCGGCCUACCAACGGUCUCAUGGUAGGGUAUGACCAUCAGCGAGCAAUCGAAGGCUCUGUAUCGCCAACCGGGCAAUCAGAACAACCAGCUCACUAUAAUGUCGACGGUCAUCACAACCAGCAGGCGCACAGCUACCAGUCCCCACUAGCCAUGCCACCGCCCAAGGCUUUUGGUGGCAUUGACAUGAAUGCACAUAUGCAGCCGCAUGGGAGGCAGAUACCCGCCAUGCAAUCCAUUCCAGUCUCGGAGGCACCUGAUUAUCGACCAUAUUCAUAUGACCACCACCAAUAUAGCAUGAAUACCGCCAUGCCGUAUAGCCAAGCCAACGCCUCCAGCAUGAGUCUCCCGGCCUCGUUUCCUUCGGAAACCAACAAUGUCUCUCAAGGGCCUGUGGUCAGCACUGCGGAAGAUCGAAUCCAUAAUCCUCCACAAUUGAUAGAUCCGCUGAGGGCCAAAUAUGGCACCCAGACAUUCGAGUAUGCCAACUAUCUUUAACCGGCCAUCUCUGGACUGCCUAGAAACAUCUUUCCUCAUCUUUUCUCAACAUACGCUCCGCUUUAAUCCAUCCGGUUCUCCAUACCUACUUAAUCGCUGCCUUAGGCCGCUCCUCAUAUUUGCUCCUGGGUUUGGGUUGCAUUGCACAUAUCAGCAUCCCGUUGGUUCCCGGGGUAUAUACAUAUUG
This is a messenger RNA of Aspergillus saccharolyticus JOP 1030-1, 2312 nucleotides long. RefSeq names its product homeobox domain-containing protein. NCBI's taxonomy places the organism in Eukaryota, Fungi, Ascomycota, Eurotiomycetes, Eurotiales, Aspergillaceae. Gene Ontology annotation, biological process: regulation of transcription by RNA polymerase II. The record is from RefSeq and is a predicted model, not a curated record. Gene Ontology annotation, molecular function: RNA polymerase II transcription regulatory region sequence-specific DNA binding; DNA-binding transcription factor activity, RNA polymerase II-specific. The transcript is spliced from 5 exons. The coding region runs from base 425 to 2125 and encodes 566 amino acids.